AUGAACGAUCAACCUCCAGCAUACCAUGAAGCCGCAAGGUCCAGCGCAACUCCCGCCGCAGUCGACAAGAAGGCCCAGUUGAACCAAAACGGUAUCCUACCUCGAUACGCCCUGCUAUCUAUCUCAUGGACCGAUCGGAUCCGCCUCAUGCGGUUCCCGGAGCCACUUGUAGCGCGUGUAACGGAGAUACUCGAAAAGCUGUGGACGAAGGGCAUCCAGAACGUAAAAUCGCAGAGCGAGGGUGUCGAAUUCAAACUGCGCGGGACGCCGUUCUCGCACAGCGGCGAUGAAGAGAAGAUAGCCGUCCGAAAGCUGAUGCUGGGGAUAUUAGAUGGGCUGGCGAGAGAAGGGUGGGGGGUACAUCCUGGUGCGGGCGGAUUGGGGAAGAUAGGGAAUUAUUCGUCGCUUGGGGAGAAAGGUAUGGAUCUUCGCAGUGUGAUUUUCCAACCACAACAACCGCAGCAGCUCUCUUGGCUGUGUAUCUCCUUUGACUCACAGGAUCUGAUCCAUCUUAUGAAUGCGCCGAUUGAGCUGGCCAUGUCUCUUAUCGGAGUUCUGGAAGAGAGGAUUCAGACAUGUAACCAGGAUCUUGUGAGUGGUACCUUCGAGCUCAAGUUCAAAAAGAACCUGUGGAAAAAGUCGUCGAGCGAAGGGGCGGUGCAGAGCAGACUUGUGGCCCUCGAUGUGCUCCAGUGCCUAGAGAGCCAGGGGUAUUCGUUAUGUGCGAGCGUGGACUUGGAUCAUGGCGAUGGAGGUGAUUUGUAUCAGAGUAGUGCGGAUAUCUGGUUCUGUUGUCGGUGA
Molecule: messenger RNA, 801 nt
Organism: Aspergillus alliaceus
Lineage: Eukaryota; Fungi; Ascomycota; Eurotiomycetes; Eurotiales; Aspergillaceae
Exons: 2
Coding region: 1-801 (266 amino acids)
Source: RefSeq, a predicted model, not a curated record